GGUGGGCCUGGAGGGUUUUUUUGCUGGCCGCUACCGACCUCGGAUAAAGGAGGACCCAUCAUGGCCAAAUGGUUUAAGGAUUACCUCAGUUUUGGGAGCAGGAGGUCUCCCCCACAGCCCCCCAAGCCCGAUUACACCGAGAGCGACAUCCUAAAGGCCUAUCGUGCCCAGAAGAGCUUAGACUUCGAGGAUCCGUACGAAGACGGGGACGGCAAAACUGAUCCGGACAUCGGAGGCACGCCAAAUAAAGGGUGCGGCGGCUGCAGCGGCAAUUUGGAAGGGAAAUACGGGUCGCCCAAACACCGGCUCAUCAAAGUGGAUGCCUCCGAUCUUAACCGGAGCAAGGCCCUCCUCGCCACGGCAGGCGAGGACUCGGCCGUCCCAUCAGAUCAGGUAAAAUGCGGUUUCUAG
Molecule: messenger RNA, 411 nt
Organism: Notechis scutatus (mainland tiger snake)
Lineage: Eukaryota; Metazoa; Chordata; Lepidosauria; Squamata; Elapidae
Source: RefSeq, a predicted model, not a curated record